AUGCCGCUGGCCGGGUGCGGCCAGGAGCAGCUGUCCCCGGAGUCGCGCACCGACUUCCUGCACGCGCUGGUGCCGCUCACGCCCAAGCAGCUCAUCCAUGUGCGCCUGGCGCCGACGCAGGUGGACUACGGCACCGUGGGCGUGGGCAGCCGCGUGAGCACCAAGGUGCGCGUGCACAACGACAACGCGCUGCCCGUCAAAGUGAACAUCGGGUCGCCGGUGGUGUGCGUCUCGGUGGUCGGAGACGGCGUGGUGUACGUGCACCCGCACGACGCCGCCGAGCUCGAGAUCGUCUUCCAGCCCACCACACUGGGGCGCUUCAAC
Molecule: messenger RNA, 324 nt
Organism: Gryllus bimaculatus (two-spotted cricket)
Lineage: Eukaryota; Metazoa; Arthropoda; Insecta; Orthoptera; Gryllidae
Source: the annotation of a GenBank genome assembly